GAGCGAAAAGAGAGGGACCAUAGGCUCCCGUGGACCCUGCCGCGAUCAUUCUGUACCAACACGCCGCGCCGGUCGGUUUCGCAGCGUUCCCAGUACCCUCGGAUAGCACCACGAGGAGGAGCGGGCGUUCUCCAACGAGGUCACUUCCGCGUACCCCGCCGAGGAAGAGCCCGUUGUCAGGAACGUCUUUUGUCCCCCCCCCCCUAACGUUUCUUCUUCUUCUUCUUCUCCUUCAUCGUCAUCUUACCGCGAAAUACGAGGACGCCGCAGGACUCGGUCGGAAGUGCCCCCUUCAGUGAAAGGUGCCGCGAGACUCUGUUUUUUCCUAUUCUUUCGUCAUCCGGGAGCUCGAUUUCCCCCGGGACCAGGCUUCUUCAUCCGGCAAAGUCGCUCUCUUUGAUCCGAGGAGCGCCGUUGGUUCCCACCGAAGAGUGGUACUCGCGAUCCUCCAGAAAAGGCGAUGCGCCAGUCCUGGAUAGAGAUCUAACGGUCUUCAAGUUUGUGCGGAAUCUCUGGGUUCUUCCACAGGAGCGGGCAUCACCGUGGGCGACGUCAACCUUGCUGCUCGCUCGGGCGGAAAAGAAAAUGACACGGUGACCCAACCCCGUGGGUUUCAAUGAAUAAUCCGAGGACCUUUAUGCGACGCACACAAAAAGGAACGCUCAAAGGAUCGUCGACGAAUAAUGCAUCACGGUAGCUGGCCUUUAUCUCGGACGUUCGAUCGGACGACAGGUUCUACUCCAGCGGAACGACCGGCGUCCACUGCAGGCGCACCCGGGCGGAACGUGGUGUACGAGAUACAAGCUGUAACGUCGUAAGCUCCGCAAUUAACGCGACGGCAUUAAAGAUCGGGGGCGCGAUCGAGCGACGUGUCGAUCCUCCGUCGCGGGCUCCGUGGCAGUCGCGCGACUCCGGUUUACCGGGUUCGCUCGCGGCGCGACGGCGAGAAAAAGAGUUCGGCGGAAAUUAUUCCGUCAAGAUCGCAAUCUCGCGCGCGCUCGCCGCCCAGGCGAUCAGGUUUCGCUCCGAGAAGAAAUCUCACUCCUCCGGCCGCGCCGCGCCGAGCAGCGCCCGAUCUUCUGCGCACGAGAUUCAAGGGAGAGAGAGAGAGAGAGAGAGAGAGAGAUCGGGCCGAACCAAUUAUGCGACCCGGUGGAUGUUGUGGACCGCAAAAUGAGACGUGAAACGAGCGAUCGCGUCGCGCGCGGAAGGAGAAGAGGAACGUUUCCGACCUGUGGAGGACUGUCGUUGAUUCAGAGGACGAGGGCCCGUCGUCGCGGGGAUUCUCGAUAAGGAGAGGGCAAGAUCGCAAGAUAUUAUCAUCGCGGAAGGACGAGAGCGAGCGAUACGGGAUUAUCUCUCUGGCGAGUCGAGCCAAGGCGCAAUUAUCUCUGAUACUUAACGACUUGCGGUGACUUGCUCCGUCCCGGGGUGAAAGGAGAAGGAUGACGACGCGCGGCUAUGGUGGAAUCCUCGUGAUCCUGCGAUCGCUGAUGAUCGCCGCCGCCGCCACGACGGUGGUACCGGGCACCUGGAUAAAUCUGGGUCUGCGACACUUGCCGCAACUGGAAUCGACACAGUCGCUGGAGCCGUUUGACGCGAGCGCCUCGACGGUCUGCGUCGGCCUGAAGGGCCUGUCCCAGGGCCAAGGGAAGCUCUGCCAGCUGUCCGUGGACCACAUGUUCAGCGUGGCGAAGGGCGCCAAGUACGGCGUCAUGGAGUGCCAGCAUCAGUUCAAGGACAGAAGGUGGAACUGCUCCACCGUCCACGACGAGACCGUGUUCGGUCCGAUACUCAGAAUAGCGAGCAGGGAAACCGCGUUCGUUCACGCGAUCACCGCCGCCGGAGUGGUCUACUCCAUCAGCCGUUCCUGCCGGGACGGCCAGCUGUCGUCGUGCGGCUGCUCCAGGAGCAGCAGGCCCAAGGACCUGAAGCGCGAUUGGAUCUGGGGCGGAUGCGGCGAUAAUCUCGAAUACGGCUACAAAUUCACGCAGGCGUUCGUCGAUGUGCGGGAACGGGAGCGCAGCUUCAAGAGGGGCAGCCGGGAGCAGGGCAGGAGCCUGAUGAAUCUGCACAACAACGAGGCCGGUCGCAGGGCCGUCAUCAAAAGGUCCAGGGUGACGUGCAAAUGUCACGGCGUUUCCGGAAGCUGCAGCCUGAUCACCUGCUGGCAGCAGCUCGCAUCGUUUCGCGAAAUCGGUGACUUUCUGCUGGACAAGUACGACGGUGCAACCGAGGUCAAGGUCAAUCGGCGCGGUCGCUUGUCGAUGCGCGAUCCUAGAUUCUCCGUGCCCACUGCGAACGAUCUGGUCUACCUGGACGACUCGCCUAACUACUGUCUCCCAAACGGCACCUUGGGCUCAUUAGGCACCCAGGGUAGAUUAUGCAAUAGGACGUCGUCCGGCAUGGAUGGCUGCAACCUUCUUUGUUGCGGUAGGGGCUACAACACGCAAAAGUCGACCGUCAGGCACAGAUGCGAAUGCAAGUUUCACUGGUGUUGCUUCGUCGAGUGCAAGACCUGCGUGAGCAAUGUCGAUAUACACACUUGCAAAUAGCGCGCCACUAUUUAUGACUUUCUUUUCCAUAAUUCCUUCUCGCAUCGUCGGAGGUAUAUACAGCUGACAGUACGUCGUAUUCUAGUAACGGCGGCAUUAUUAUUUUACAGUCAAUGAAUAUUAAAUGAUACUUCUCUCUCAUUUAAAAUCUAUGCAAAUGAGUUUUAAUAAAGUCUGUCUUUUUUUCCGCAAAUGUGCGUGUAUGUGUGGUACGUGUGUAUGAAUGUUUUGUAAUAUUAUUACUGCGAUAGGUUUUCCGGUUUUCAGCGCUUAAAGGUAAAUUUUAUGAGAAUAUUAAGUAAUCUAUAUUUUAUCAGAGAAAUCAAAUCGUGUCUUAAAUUAUUUGGGGCCUACAAAAAAGUUUAAGCAAAUCAAAAAACUUUGAUUGUGUGUUCGUAGGAAUUAAGUGUUUUGCAAAUCAUUUUUUUUAACAAAGACAAGUGGAAUAAAUCGCAUUAGUCUUUCAUGUAAAAGUUCAUGUUAAAUUAAUGCAUGUAGCUCAACAGUUUUUUGUACGCAAUUUAAUGUACCGAGAUGUUUCUCGUUGUUUAUCGCUUUAUCCUACACCUUUAAAAAGAAUUUACCAAUCGUCUACUUAGGAAACAUCGAAAUAUCUUAUUAAAGAUAUUUUCAAUAUUUUUAGAAAAUGUUUAAAUGCCUGAAAGAUGUUUAAAGGAAUUUUGUUUUGAAGAUAAUUUUAUAGAAUUUUUAGAAAAUAUCUAUAGAUAUCUGAAAGGCAUCUUAAAAUAUAUUUUUAAGAUCAUCAUCUGAAUAAUAUAUAAGAAAUCUUCUGAAUAAUAUUUGAAUAAUAUCUCAAUAAUAUCUUAAAAUAUUUCAUAUCUUUUUAAAACUUUUCGAAAAAAUCCAAUUAUUUCAAGCAUGACAAUGUUUUUUAGACAUUUAAAAGAUAUAUUUUUUUGUUUAUGUGAAUAAUUAUUCUGCAUGACGCACACACAUACAUACGAUUACACACACAUACUAUUUUGAAUCCGUAAUUAUAUCGCUGUUUAAAUAUAGUUACAAUAGUUAUUUAAUAUAUAAAAAAUAGUUGUAACGUAAAUUAUUUAAAGUGUUUAUUGCAUUUUUAUUUAUUUGCUCAGAGGAAGCGAUUUAAUUUAGCAGUUUGCAAAAUAGCGCGUACAACAGUGAGCAAUAUUGUGGAUUACUUAAGAAUGUAUAAACUUAAGAGAUACUUAAAAAUAUCGUUAGUAAAAGUAUCCGAUUAUCAACUAUCCGAUUAUAGAAUGUCACUACGUAAACGUAAUGAAAGAAAAAAAGUGAUUUCAUGAUGCUGAAAGAAGUCCAAAAUUAUUUUUUUAUUUUACAUGUACAAAAUGACACGAAAAUAUCUCUGAUAAUUGUACAGAUUUAUAAACUGGAAUUUGCACUGAUAUACUAAUAUUUAUACCCACUGAGCAAAUCUACCAAUUCUCAGAAUUAUUUUUGUAUCAUUCUGUAUAUGCAUAUGUAUACACCUAACUUAACUUAAAUUUUCUAUUAGUCAUUACAGUAAGAUAUAUAUAACAACAUUCCAUUUGCAUCGCAGAACAUGUCUGACGAAAUGUACUUGCCUUAGGUAACAACAUAGCAUUUAAGUCACAGCGCUAAACAUCUCUAAUAGACUAGACAUUUAUUUAACAGUUGUACAAUUAUUUAUUUUUAUUCCUAGAUAAUGUAAUGUACAAAAUUCGGCAUUUCACAGUGGAUAGAUGCUAAGAUAAUAAAAUAUCUCAUAUCAAC
Molecule: messenger RNA, 4295 nt
Organism: Monomorium pharaonis (pharaoh ant)
Lineage: Eukaryota; Metazoa; Arthropoda; Insecta; Hymenoptera; Formicidae
Product: protein Wnt-5b
Exons: 8
Coding region: 1446-2555 (369 amino acids)
Biological process (GO): neuron differentiation; cell fate commitment; canonical Wnt signaling pathway
Cellular component (GO): extracellular region
Molecular function (GO): frizzled binding; cytokine activity
Source: RefSeq, a predicted model, not a curated record